GUUGCCCACAAGCUGGGUGAAGGAAGGUGCAGAGGCAGUUCCCAGAAGCCCAGGAUGGACAUCAGCCAGGACCUCCCAGCCAUCGACAGCCACAGAGCCCUGCAAAUAUGGAUUACUGAGAACCAAAAGAUGUUGCCACUGCCUGAAAGGGCUCAUGGGAAUUUCUUCGAAGAAUGCUGCUACGCCGUCCUCCAUAUCCCUCAGAGUCCAAAGGCUACCCGGGGAGGAUCCAGCGACCUGCACUACUGGAUUGGAAAGGAUGCCAGCGCAGAGGCCCGAGAGGCUGCGGUCGCCUUUGUGCAACGUCUGCAGGAGGAUCUAGGAGACCAGACUGUGCUGCACCGAGAGUCACAGGGCCACGAGUCCGACUGCUUCCACAGCUAUUUCCACCCCGGAGUCAUCUACAGGAAGGGAGGCAGAGACUCCGCUCUCAAGCUUGUGGAGGCCAACAUGUACAACGUCCAGCGACUGCUUCACAUCAGGGGAAGGAAGCACGUGUCUGCCACUGAGGUGGCCUUGUCCUGGAACAGCUUUAACAAGGGGGGCAUCUUCCUGUUGGACCUGGGCAAGGUGAUGAUCCAGUGGAAUGGACCCAAAGCCAGCAUUUCUGAGAAAGCACGGGCGCUGACUCUGACUUGCAGCCUCAGAGACAGGGAGCGAGGUGGCCGUGCCCAGAUUGCCGUGGUGGAGGCGGAUGCGGAGGAUGAAGCCACCGACCUUCUGCGCAUCAUGGAGGCGGUGCUGGGCUGCAGAUCAGGCAGCCUGUGUGCCUCUGUACCCAGCAACAGCGUUAGCCAGCUACAAAAGGCCAAUGUCCGCCUCUACCAUGUCUUCGAGAAGGGGACAGACCUGGUAGUCCAGGAACUGGCGACCCACCCACUGACCCAGGACCUCCUGCAAGAGGAUGGUUGCUAUCUCCUGGACCAGGGUGGCUUCAAGAUCUACAUGUGGCAGGGACGAAAGUCCAGCCCCCAGGAGAAGAAGGCUGCCCUCAGCAGGGCUGUGGGCUUCAUCCAGGCCAAGGGUUACCCGAACUACACCAAUGUGGAGGUGGUGAACGACGGUGCGGAGUCCACAGCGUUCCAACAGCUCUUCUGGACGUGGUCUAAGGAGCUAGAUAGGAAAAAACACCCAGCGAAGAGUAAACAGGUGCAGGUAAACCUGGAGGUAGGCAAGCUUCACACCCAGCCUGAGCUCGCGGCCCAGCUCAGAAUGGUGGACGACGGCUCUGGGAAGGUGGAGGUGUGGUACAUCCAAGACUUACAAAGGCAGCCUGUGGAUCCCAAGCACUACGGCCAGCUGUGCUCAGGAAACUGCUACCUUGUCCUCUACACAUACCAGAAACUGGGCCGUGUCCAGUAUUUCCUGUACCUAUGGCAGGGCCACCAAAGCACUGUAGAAGACACCAAGGCCCUGCACUGCAGUGCUGAAGAGUUGGACCUUAUACACCAGGGUGCACUGGCACAGGGGCAUGUCACCAUGGGCAGUGAGCCACCCCACUUCCUAGCCAUCUUCCAGGGGCGGCUGGUGGUCUUCCAGGGGAAUGCAGGCAACAAAGGGGAGAGGCCACCCAUAUCCGACACCAGGCUUUUCCACGUGCAAGGGACUGAGAACCACAACACCAGAACUAUGGAGGUGCCGGCCCGUGCCUCCUCCCUCACUUCCGGUGACGUCUUCUUUCUGAUCACAAGUCAUGUUUGCUAUCUCUGGUUUGGGAAGGGCUGUCAUGGGGACCAACGUGAGAUGGCGCGGAUGGUGGUCACUGUCUUCCCAGGGAAUAACAAGGAGACAGUGCUUGAGGGUCAAGAGCCUCUCCACUUCUGGGAAGCCCUUGGAGGCCGGGCCCCCUAUCCCAGUAACAAGAGGCUUCCUGAGGAGGUGUGGAGCAUCCAGCCCCGACUGUUCGAGUGCUCCAGUCACGCAGGCUGCCUGGUCCUCACGGAAGUGGUGUUCUUCAGCCAAGAGGACUUGGACAAGUAUGACAUCAUGUUACUAGACACCCGUCAGGAGAUCUUCCUGUGGCUUGGGGAAGCUGCAGGUGAAUGGAAGAAAGAAGCAGCGGCCUGGGGCCGCGAGUACCUGAGGACUCACCCAGCAGAGAGAAACCUAGCCACACCCAUCGUGGUGGUCAAGCAGGGCCAUGAACCGGCCACCUUUACUGGAUGGUUUGUCACCUGGGACCCCUACAAGUGGACGAACAGCCAGUCCUACGAGGAGAUGGUGGGGGGCAGCCUGGGACCCGGAUCUGCAAUUACUGAGAUGACAGCGGAAGUCCAUAACUUCCAGCUAACUCCGCGGCUGAGCGACAACAAGGCAGGUCGCCCGACACUGCAGGUCUUCAAGGAUUCCCAGGACAGCCCAGAGCAUGAGCUGGGGCUGGACCUCAGGGUGGAUGGCGCAAACCCCAGCAUGAACCACACCAGCAGCUGCAGUGGCUCAACGGUCAAUGGGAGCCUGCCCCGGGAAAGGCUGAUGCACCAGGCACUGGAGGACCUGCCACCGGGUGUGGACCCGGCCCGUAAGGAGUUCUAUCUCUCGGACUCCGAUUUCCAAGACAUCUUCGGGAAAUCCAAGGAGGAGUUUUACAGCAUGGCCAAGUGGAAGCAGCAGCGAGAGAAAAAGAAGCUGGGCUUCUUCUGAUGUGGGGAACCCCGCGCCCCAUAUCCUGAAACUCCUCCUGGGGUAACUCCCACUUCCUAAUAAAAGCCAGUGGCUGGCA
Mus pahari (shrew mouse) is the source of this 2719-nucleotide messenger RNA. It is a transcript of the gene Vill, whose product is annotated as villin like. Bases 55 to 2640 code for a protein of 861 amino acids. NCBI's taxonomy places the organism in Eukaryota, Metazoa, Chordata, Mammalia, Rodentia, Muridae. Gene Ontology annotation, cellular component: cytoplasm; actin cytoskeleton. The transcript is spliced from 20 exons. The record is from RefSeq and is a predicted model, not a curated record. Gene Ontology annotation, molecular function: actin filament binding; phosphatidylinositol-4,5-bisphosphate binding. Gene Ontology annotation, biological process: actin polymerization or depolymerization; cytoskeleton organization; actin filament severing.